AUGAAAGUCACUCAGGCUCUGAAAAGCAUCAGCAGAAACCACUGGGGCUAUGGCCCUUCCACCAGCAGAACACUCUACACCGCUGUGGUGGAACCCAUCAUUACCUACGGCUCUGAAAUCUGGGGCUCUUCUGUCAACAAAGUCCAUAUAAAGAGAAAGCUUCUCUCAAUUCAAAGGCUCCUAGCAAUUAACAUAGCUAAAUCUUAUAAGACUGCACCAACGGAGGCCCUCUUGGUCAUCAACCGUACUCUGCCAAUCGAUCUCAAGAUCAAAGAAAAUUAUAUCAAAUAUAAUCUCUGCAAGCUAGCCAACAACCUCAUUAACAUGGAACAAUUCUNCCUAGCAAUUAACAUAGCUAAAUCCUAUAAGACUGCACCAACGGAGGCCCUCUUGGUCAUCAACCGUACUCUGCCAAUCGAUCUCAAGAUCAAAGAAAAUUAUAUCAAAUAUAAUCUCUGCAAGCUAGCCAACAACCUCAUUAACAUGGAACAAUUCCGCACUACGGUUGCCAAAGAAGUAUACAAUACAGACUUUUGUACACUCGCUAAUCUAGUGAAUACCAACGGUAUUGAUAAGUGCUAUACGCAUCAGCCAGUUCAUCCUAGCCUCACCUUCAUUGACCCUUCUGGGACCUAUCACAAUGAUAAUCGGACAAUUAGUAUUUACACUGAUGGGUCCUACUCCAAGCUCGGGGUGGGCUGCACCAUGGUAGUUCACAAAGGAAAUCAUUGUCUCCAUCAGUGGAGCAGGAACCUUGCCUUUCACUGUACCAUUAAUCAGGCGGAGUCCUACGCCAUUUACAAUGCCAUUAACUGGAUAGUAAAUAAUCAGCAUAAGUGGCUCAACCAUAACUUCUGCAUUCUCAGUGAUAGUCGGACAGCAAUCCAGCAAAUCAUUAAUGCCAAUAACACACUUCUUAUUGUAAAGGACAGCAUAAACAAUUUACAGGAUCUACAAAGAAUAAACAUCAGGGUUGCUAUACAGUGGGUCAAGGGGCACUCUGGGAACGCAGGGAACGACAGGGCAGACCUCCUCGCUCGUAUCGCCCCUACCAGGGCCACCAACUUCAGCUACCAUAAAAUCAGCAAUAGACGUCUUCGCAAACUGACGCAUGACAUAAUUUUGAAAACCUGGAAAAUAAGGUGGGACAAUUGCACUACUGGUAGGCUGACCCACAGAUUCUAUCCUUCACCUACGGAUAGUCUCAGUCACCCCCUCUUCCCCUCCUUCCAAGUCACGCAGCUACUGACGGGGCAUGGGAACUUGAACUCUUACCUAAAGAGGUUCCUUCAUAAAUCAAACGGGCUCUGCAAUUGUGAUAUGAAUGAAGACGAAGACGCACACCAUAUCAUUUUCUUAUGUCCCUUCUACAGGACACAGAGAAAGACACUUGCUCAAGUAAUCAACAACAACGGCAUCCACUGGCCCUGUGAACUUAAGGCAUUCACCGAGGAUAAGACGAAUUUCAACGCUCUCAAGCAGUUUGCUGCUAGUAUUAAAAAGCUAGAUUAA
Centruroides sculpturatus (bark scorpion) is the source of this 1512-nucleotide messenger RNA. RefSeq lists its product as uncharacterized. The record is from RefSeq and is a predicted model, not a curated record. The transcript has a single exon. Lineage: Eukaryota; Metazoa; Arthropoda; Arachnida; Scorpiones; Buthidae. The coding region runs from base 1 to 1512 and encodes 503 amino acids. Gene Ontology annotation, biological process: DNA replication, removal of RNA primer. Gene Ontology annotation, molecular function: nucleic acid binding; RNA-DNA hybrid ribonuclease activity.